AUGCUGCCGUUCCGACAAGCCGCCCUCUUCACACUCACCGCCUCGACUCCCUCUCCCGUCACGGCUGAACAAGGCCUGACUGGGCGACAUACGCUCAAUGUGCACGACCUGGAUGGAGAAGGCCGGACAUGGCGUGUAGACGUGAGCGUCGCGAAGGUGUCGAUUUACAAGAGCAAGAACCUGACACUGCAUCUCGCUGGACGGAUCUUGACGUCGACGGUGGAAGUCUUCGAGAGCAACGACAUCCAUCUCCGCAUCGGCGACUCUUCCUCAGAAUCCUCUUCCUCGCCUCUCGGCACUCUCCAGCUCGACCCGUCUCUACACAACGUCUCGAUCCAGUAUGCGACGCCGGCCAAUGUCGGCAAAGUCGUCCUCGCCCCUCUCCUCACCGAAGACUCGCUCGGAGCCCGCUCGUUCGGCUUCUCUCAGCUCUCGCUGCAGGCGGGCUCGAAUGACGAGCCGUUCGUCGUCGUCGACGCGGAGGGGCGGAUUAGACAGCCCGGCGAGGCUGGCACGGUCGUUUCGCCGCUGUCGCCUCCGGCUGAAAUGGCGCGGCAGCUCGUCUAUAGCUUUGACGGCGGUCAAUGGCGCGUCGAGGGUCUCGAGCGGAGGGAGAAGGACUAUCCGAACUUGGCGUCCUAG
This is a messenger RNA of Rhodotorula toruloides NP11, 642 nucleotides long. RefSeq lists its product as uncharacterized. The record is from RefSeq and is a predicted model, not a curated record. The coding region runs from base 1 to 642 and encodes 213 amino acids. Lineage: Eukaryota; Fungi; Basidiomycota; Microbotryomycetes; Sporidiobolales; Sporidiobolaceae. The transcript has 3 exons.